Molecule: messenger RNA, 3305 nt
Organism: Schistosoma turkestanicum
Lineage: Eukaryota; Metazoa; Platyhelminthes; Trematoda; Strigeidida; Schistosomatidae
Source: the annotation of a GenBank genome assembly
UUUUUAUUUUAAAUUCACUAUUUUUUUUAUCAUUGUAGUUAACCAGAGAAGUCAAAGUACACAAAUUAGUUCAUCAUCCAAAUAUUGUUCAAUUAUAUGAAGUGAUUGAAACAGGAAGACAUGUUUAUUUAGUAAUGGAAUAUGCCAAGAAUGGUGAAAUGUUUGAAUAUCUUUUAAAGAAUGGUAGAAUGAAUGAAUCUGAUGCACGUGAAAAAUUUCGUCAGAUACUUUCUGCCGUACACUAUUGUCAUCGGAAAAAUAUUGUUCACCGAGAUUUAAAAGCAGAAAAUCUUUUAUUUGAUAAUCAAAACAAUAUAAAAUUAGCUGAUUUCGGUUUUUCUAAUCAUUUCAAUACAACAUCAUUAUUGGAUACAUUUUGUGGUAGUCCACCAUAUGCUGCACCGGAAUUAUUAAAUGGUGAAAAAUAUAUCGGACCAGAAGUUGAUGUUUGGGCAUUAGGUGUUAUUUUAUAUUUAUUGAUCAGUGGUUCUCUACCAUUUGAAGCAUCUAAUUUUAAUGAAUUACAUCGACGUAUUGCUCAGUGUGAUUAUCGUAUUCCUUAUUUCAUGUCGACUAAAUGUGAACUAAUUAUAAAACGUAUGCUAGAAGUUGAUCCAAUAAAACGAAGUAGUUUAGAGGAAUUAAUGGAAGAUCCAUGGAUUAAUAUUGGAUAUGAAAGUAAUCGAUUAAAACCAUACAUUGAACCUCAAGAAAAUGUGAUGGAUCCAAUACGUAUUGCCAUUAUGAAGAAACUUGGAUUUCGUAUUGAAGACCUAUGUGAAACAUUUGAAAAACGUUUAUUUAACAAUAUUAGGGCAACGUAUCUCUUGUUAGGCGACAUUGAAACACAGAAGAGAAUUGGAGAGAAAUUAAUAUCGGUUGGGAAUGUAUUAUCCAAUAGUAAUUCAAAUCCAGAUAUUGAAGUGAAGAAUCAAAAUGAAACUGUUGAAAAGCAAUUGAGUAUAAAACAUGAACAGAAAUCAGAACCAGUUGAACAGCAUACAACUCCAGUAGUUAUUUCUACUUCCUAUGAUGAACAUAAACCAAUUGUUUCAAAUAAUCAAAUGGAUUUGAUCAUUACAUCUGAUCCAGAUCAAUGUGAAAAUAUAGAGCAAACAAUAAAAAGUUAUGAUUCAAAAGAGGUUUCUUAUAUUAUUACAGAUCAAUCGAAUGAUGAUGUCACUACAGCAACAAUAACUAAUUCAAUAAAUAUUUCACAAAAUGAUUACAAAUCUUCAUAUGGUCUACGUCGUAUACGUGCUAAAUCAUUAAAUGAUAAUAUUGUUACCAGUGAAUCUAAUGAGAAAGUGAUUAUUUAUAAUCAAGAAAAUGAUUUAGAUGAUUUGAAAAAUAUUCAAGUUGUAAAUAAUAAUUCCAAGAGUACGAAUUCAUGUAUACAAAAUCAUUUAAAACGUCAUUUAAUCAUUGAUAGAGCACAAACAGCAGUGCCUGAUUCAUUAGAUAGUCGUUUAAAACAAAAUUUAAUUAUUGUUACUGAUAAAUCACCUAGUUGGUAUAAUUUACCAUAUGAUGAAACAGGAAGAGCAACAGCACCGAUUGUAAUCUAUCAACAUGAAGAAAAUCAAUACUUCCAUCAUACUAAUAAUAGUAAUACAUCUCAAAAUCAACAUACAAAUCAUCAUAAUAAUGAUAAUGAUUAUGAAGAAAAUGGAAAUUCAGAUCAUCAUAAUUAUGAUUAUUAUUAUACACACUAUUCAAGAACAAAAUAUAAAACAACCAAUUCUAUAAGAGUCCAUUCUGCAUUAACUAAUUACGAUCAUAAACCUCAACAAGAACAACUAGGAAAUCUAACAUCUAAUAGCAGUGACAAUGAAAUUGAUAAAGAAACAAAUUUCAAGAUAAUUGUUUUACAAAAGGAAAAGAAACACAUCCCUUAUCGAUCAGUGUUACCUAAAAGUUCAUCGCCUAAAAAAUUACCUAUAAGUGCAAGCAUAUUGAGUUAUGUAAAUAAUAAUCGAUUGAACAACACUGGAAUGAAUAAUAACCAAUCAUCAAAUGAGAAUCAACAAUAUAACGUUUCCAAUUUAACCAAUGAAAAUACAAUUUUACUUAAACGAAAUCAACCAAUCAUAACGCAUGAAAAUGAUAAGUCUACUCAAAUACACCUGAAUGGUUACAAUAACGAUGAGAAUACUAUCAACUUAGAAGGACCACAAAUAUAUUUGAAUGGAUUGGGAAGAAACAGUAAAAGGACAUCGAGAAUUUUCAUUGAAAAAAGAGAAAACUUAUUGGAACAAAAAGUUCUUUAUAAUGGUAAUUUAUACAAAGAAAAUCUUGAAGAAUGUAAAAAUAAUACUAAUAAUAAUAAUAAACCGUUAACAACUAGAGAAUACAAACGAACUUUGUUACCGUCAUUUCCUAUUAUUAAAGAAAAAGAAGAAAUUAAUCAAAAAGAAAUUCUUGAUAAAGUACACAUAUACAUACCGAAUUCGAAAUUAGUGAAACGUGAUAUUUCAAUUAGAAAAUCUUUGAAAAAAUCACAAGAUUUUCAAUCUAAUAUAAAUUGUCAUCAAUCAAGGACUACUACUAUUGCUAUUAAUAAAAACAAUAUAAACAGUACAAAUGGACCAAAGAUACAUAAUACGCAAUAUUCAAACGGUUAUACAACCAAAUCUAUUGUCAAUCAAUAUCAAAAUAAUAACGAAACUACUCGAUGGAAACCUAAUGGUAUAAUUAACAUCCACAGUAAUAAUAAUAAUAAUAAUAAUAAUAAUAAUAAUAAUAAUAAUAAUAGCCCACAACAGAACACAACAAAUUUGUCUAAAAUAAGUCGAUUGAAUUGGUCCUACGGAAUAGCUGUACAAAAUCCUAAUCUAAAACUAUUAAUGAAUACAUUAGAUAAAGUUGUAAAGAAAGCUUCUAUUGAUUAUGUAUAUUUUGGUCCUUAUCGAAUUUUCUGCUCACAACAAUAUGUACCUUGUACUAAUUAUCAAAGUCAAAUUAAACACAACAAUAAUCAGUACAUUAGAAUUUCACUACAAUCUAAUCAUAUGAAACAUUAUGCAGACAAUAGUCGUCAUAUUAAUAAAGUAUGUUCUUUGUUAAAAUGGGAAAUGGAAAUUGUACAUUUGCCAAGAUUUCAAACUUAUGGUAUACGUUUUAAAAGAAUUGAUGGUGAUCUUCAACAGUUUAGAUCUAUGGAAAAAUCACUUACUUCACAGCUUGUACAAACUAUAAAUAGUAACCAAAUCAAUUUUUAACCUUGAUUUCCAACUUUGUUAAUUUUUUUUUGUAAAGGAGAAAAAUUGAAAAUUACAGUAUAUUUACAAAUAUUUAUUUUCCUA